CAGCAUCUUUCCUAGAUUUUUUUUUUCCUGCUGAGCAGCAGAAAAGGGUGGGGCCGGUUCCCUGCAGCAGAGACGGCGGCGGCGUCAGCUGCAGCAUCAUUGGGAAUAGCGGCAGAAGCAGCAAUGCUCAUUCUCCGCUGGAGGUGAUCGCCUCCGAGCCGUGCUAGGUGGCCGGCUGCGACGGGACGCCGACGGGGAGGAGAAGAGAGACUUAUCCGCGGACCUUUCGGCCACACUGCCCGGCCCUUCCUCUGCGCCAUGGCUUAAGCCCGCGGCCACCUCGCCUCGCGUCGUCUGCCUUGGCCGGGGUCUGCGCGCCGCAGCCUCAGGGAGGGGCGCAUCCCAGACGCUUUCUCCCGGGGACUCCGGGACUCCGUGUCUCUCACCCUCCGGUGCCUGCAGCAGACUGCGUUUCCAAGACCUUUGCAGGCGGCUCCCGCAGGCCUUUGCAGCCGGUAAUCGAGGGACUUUAAAUCAGUGAUAGUUUUGCCGCCCGACCUUCCCGGGUGGUUUCGGAGGGAGGAGGGCGAGGUACUCAGGCCACCAAGGACAAAACGGUGGAAAUCAUAUCGGCUGCUCGAGGGCCAAGGGACUGAAGGAAGAUAAGAGACUUGCUUUAGCACCACAAAAAGAAAGGAGGACCGGCUUUGCAGCUAACAUCAUGGCGUGGCCGUGCAUCACGCGGGCUUGCUGCAUCGCCCGCUUCUGGAACCAGCUGGACAAGGCGGACAUCGCCGUGCCUCUGGUUUUCACCAAGUACUCGGAGGCCACCGAGCACCCGGGCGCUCCUCCGCAACCGCCGCCGCCGCAACAGCAGCCGGCGCAGCAGGCGCAGCCGGCGCCCGCGCCCCCCUCGGCUCUGACCGUCGCCAUAGAGACUCAGCCGGCCCAGGGCGAGUUGGAUGCAGUUGCCCGGGCAACGGGGCCGGCGCCUGGGCCUAGUGGCGAACGCGAGCCGGCGGCCGCCUCGGGCCGGAGCAGACUGGGCCCCGGCCCGGGCUCCGGCUCCGGCUCCGGCUCGACCUCGGGUGCGGGCCCCGCGGACUCGGUGAUGCGUCAGGACUAUCGCGCCUGGAAGGUGCAGCGGCCCGAGCCGAGCUGCCGGCCGCGCAGCGAGUACCAGCCCUCCGACGUGCCCUUCGAGCGCGAGACCCAGUACCAGAAGGACUUUCGCGCCUGGCCGCUGCCGCGCCGCGGGGACCACCCGUGGAUCCCCAAACCCGUGCAGAUCCCCACGUCCUCCCAGGCUUCAGCGCCUAUUCUCGGGGCUCCCAAGCGCCGGCCUCAGAGCCAGGAGCGCUGGCCGGUGCAGGUCGCCACUGAGGCCCCGGAACGGGCGGCGGCCUCUGGCGGAGCGGGUGUCGUCGGGGCGGGAGAGGCGAUGCGUUCGGAUGAGCGCUACACACGCAAGAAGGCCGGGCCGGCCUGGAUGUUGCGUCGCGCCGAGGGGCUGGGACCCGAGCAGACGCUGCUGCCCGCAACCCAGGCCCAGGUCGUGGGCCCCGAGGGUGGUAAGGGGCGUGCAGCAGCUGACGCCCUCAAUAGGCAAAUCCGCGAGGAGGUGGCGAGUGCGGUGAGCAGCUCCUACAGGAACGAAUUCAGAGCAUGGACAGACAUCAAGCCUGUGAAACCGAUAAAAGCGAAGCUCCAGUACAAGCCCCCGGAUGAUAAGAUGGCUCAUGAGACCAGCUACAGCGCCCAGUUCAAAGGGGAGGCCAAUAAGCCAACAGCGGCUGACAAUAAGUUCACUGAGCGCAGAAGAAUACGCAGCCUCUACAGCGAACCUUUCAAGGAAUCCCCAAAGGUGGAGAAACCUGGUGUUCAGAGCUCCAAACCAAAAAAGAGCUCAGCGAGCCAUAAGCCCCCGAGGAAGUCCAAAGACAAGCAGGUGGUGUCGGGCCGGGCCUUCAAGAAAAGGAGCACGGAGGCCCCCAGCGCCGCGCCAGCCGACGACAAGGAGCAAAGUAAAGAGAUGAACAAUAAACUGGCUGAGGCGAAAGAGAGCCAGGUCCAUCCCACCGGUGACUCACGUAAGAAACGAGGUCCCGUAGUCACACAGCCAGACAAGGAUCAAGGUCCUGUGGGCCUGGGGCCUCUGAAAGGUCCAGGUCCUGUGAUCCAAGAGCCUCCGAAGGAUCAAGGCCCUACUGUUCCAAAGCCUCCGAAGGAUCGAGCUCCUGCGGUCCCAGGGCCUCCGAAGGAUCAAGCACCUGCGGUCCCAGGGCCUCCAAAGGAUCAAGCUCCUGUGGUCCCAGGGCUUCUGAAGAAUCAAGCUCCUGCGGUCCCAGGGCCUCCGAAGGAUCAAGCACCUGCGGUCCCAGGGCCUCCGAAGGAUCGAGCUCCUGCGGUCCCAGGGCUUCUGAAGAAUCAAGCUCCUGUGGUCCCAGGGCCUCCGAAGGAUCAAGCUCCUGUGGUCCCAGGGCCUCCGAAGGACCAAGCUCCUGCGGUCCCAGGGCCUCCGAAGGAUCAACCUCCUGUGGUCCCAGGGCUUCCGAAGGAUCAAGCACCUGUGGUCCCAGGGCCUCCGAAGGAUCAAGCUCCUGUGGUCCCAGGGCCUCUGAAGGAUCAAGCUCCUGUGGUCCCAGGGCCUCUGAAGGAUCAAGCUCCUGCGGAUCAAGGUCCCAUGGCUCCAGCACCUGUCAAGGAUCAGCAUCCUACGGUCCCAGAGACUCUGAAGGAUCGAAGUGCCAUGGUUCUAGCACCUGUAAAGAAUGAAGGUCCUAUGCUCUCUAAGCCUGUAAAGAGCCAAGGUUUAGUGGUUCCCGAGCCAGCCAAGGAUCAAGGUGGAGUGGUCCCAGAGCUUCUGAAAGAUCAUGAUUCUGUGGUUGCAGCACCUGUAAAGAAUCAAGUUUCUACGGUGCCAAAACAAGUCAAGGAUCAAGGCCCCGUGGUCCCUGAGCCUGGGAAGAAUCCAGUUCCUAUCAUCUCGGUGCCUCUGAAAGAUCAAGAUCCUCUAGUGCUACCAUCAGCCAUGGACCAAGGUCCUGUGGUCCCUGAACCUCUGAAGACUCAAGGUCCCAGGGGCCCACAGCUGUCCACUGUCUCACCUCCACCCCCAGUCACAAUCCCAACUGUCCCCCAUGCAGAAUAUAUUGAGAGUUCCCCUUGACACUCACCCCUUAACAUCAAAGAAGGAGCUGGUAGUGAAAGUGCUCCCUCUCCAGGGCAGCGAAAUCUCACA
Molecule: messenger RNA, 3181 nt
Organism: Molossus molossus (Pallas's mastiff bat)
Lineage: Eukaryota; Metazoa; Chordata; Mammalia; Chiroptera; Molossidae
Gene: MAP6
Product: microtubule associated protein 6
Exons: 5
Coding region: 662-3109 (815 amino acids)
Biological process (GO): microtubule cytoskeleton organization; cytoskeleton-dependent intracellular transport; dendrite morphogenesis
Cellular component (GO): Golgi-associated vesicle; microtubule; dendrite
Molecular function (GO): microtubule binding; calmodulin binding
Source: RefSeq, a predicted model, not a curated record